ACCGCCAUGGCCGCAGCGCCGUUCUGGAAGCAUUGGCGGACCACUUUUGAGCGGGUGGAGAAGUUCGUGUCUCCGAUCUACUUCACCGACUGUAACCUCCGCGGCAGGCUCUUCGGGGACAGCUGUCCGGUGACACUGUCCAGUUUCCUAACGCGGGAGAGGCUUCCCUAUGAGGAGGCGGUGCAGAAGAACUUCAGCCCUGCGCAGAUCGGCGACAGCUUCGGACCCACAUGGUGGACCUGCUGGUUCUGGGUAGAACUGGUCAUCCCCGAAGCAUGGGUGGGCCAGGAAGUCCAUCUUUGCUGGGAAAGUGAUGGAGAAAGACUUGUCUGGCGUGAUGGAGAAACCUGUCCAGGUGAGGGUUUGACCAAAGAGGGUGAGAAGACCAGUUAUGUCCUGACCAAUAAUCUGGGGGAAGGAGACCCCCGGAGCUUGACCCUCUACGUGGAAGUGGCCUGCAAUGGGCUUCUGGGGGCCGGGAAGGGAAGCAUGAUUGCAGCCCCUGACCCCGAGAAGAUGUUCCAACUGAGCAAAGCUGAGCUGGCUGUGUUCCAUCGUGAUGUCCACAAGCUCCUGGUGGACCUGGAGCUGCUGCUGGGUGUGGCCAAGGGCCUCGGGGAUGACAACCAGCGCAGUUUCCAGGCCUUGUAUACAGCCAAUCAGAUCGUGAAUGUGUGUGACCCCGCCCAGCCCGAGACCUACUUAGCUGCCAAGGCCCUGGCCUCCAAGUUCUUUGGCCAACAUGGAGGUGAAAGUCAACAUACCAUCCAUGCCAUGGGUCACUGCCACAUCGAUACAGGUAGGACACCAACCACUGGUUGUGUUUGCUGUGUAUCGGAGGCCAUUGCUGAGGGUGCCCUGGGGAACCAGUUCGUGCUGUUCGAUGAUGUACCACUGUACUGGGAUGCGUGGGAUGUCAUGGAUUAUCAUCUAGAGACACGGAAGCCUGUGCAGGGCCAGGCAGGGACCCUGGCGGUAGGCACUGAAGGUGGCCUUCGGGGCAGUGCCUGGUUUCUGCUGCAGAUCAGCCCCACUAGUCGGCUCAGCCAGGAGGUUGUGCUCGACAUUGGUUGCCCCUAUGUCCGCUUCCACACUGAGGUGCACUGGCAUGAGGCCCACAAGUUCCUGAAGGUGGAGUUCCCUGCUCGCGUACGGAGCCCCCAGGCUACCUAUGAGAUCCAGUUUGGGCACCUUCAGAGACCCACCCACUAUAACACCUCUUGGGACUGGGCUCGGUAUGAGGUGUGGGCGCACCGCUGGAUAGAUCUGUCUGAGUGUGGCUUUGGGCUGGCCCUGCUCAACAACUGCAAGUAUGGAGCGUCGGUCCGAGGCAAUGUCCUCAGCCUCUCCCUCUUGCGUGCACCCAAGGCCCCAGAUGUUACUGCUGACAUGGGGCGCCAUGAAUUCACUUACGCCUUGAUGCCACACAAGGGUUCCUUCCAAGAAGCUGGUGUUAUCAAUGCUGCCUACAACCUCAACUUCCUGCUGGCUCUGCCAGCUCCAGGCCCGGCACCUGCCACCACCUGGAGUGCCUUUUCUGUGUCUUCCCCAGCAGUCUUGUUGGAGACCAUCAAGCAGGCAAGGGGCGGGAGAGGCUAGGGAGGUCCCCGGGAUGCGCAGGUUCUUGGCCCCGCCUACCGCCCUGCCUUCCUUUCGCAGGCCGAGAAGAGCGCUCAGCACCGCACGCUGGUUCUAAGGCUGUAUGAGGCCCACG
Molecule: messenger RNA, 1714 nt
Organism: Peromyscus eremicus (cactus mouse)
Lineage: Eukaryota; Metazoa; Chordata; Mammalia; Rodentia; Cricetidae
Product: alpha-mannosidase 2C1-like
Biological process (GO): mannose metabolic process; oligosaccharide catabolic process
Molecular function (GO): alpha-mannosidase activity; carbohydrate binding
Source: RefSeq, a predicted model, not a curated record